GUAAUUUACAUAAAGUUGGAGGGUAAGGCAACAUGUACGUAAAUAAAUAAAGAGGCGUACGAGGGAGGAGCAAGAAACAACCUCAAAUCCCUUUCUUGUGUCGAUUAGAUUACCUUCCCCAAGAGUUUCGAGACCUUCUCUUCCUCUCAGCGCAACACAUCGCACUGUUUUGGCGGUUAAAGAUGUCGGGAAAAGGGGCGAAGGGGUUGAUCACAGGCAAAACCUCUGCCACCAACAAAGACAAGGACAAAAAGAAACCCAUUUCACGUUCUUCUCGUGCCGGCCUUCAGUUCCCAGUUGGCCGUAUCCACCGGUUAUUGAAGUCGAGGACAACGGCUAAUGGUAGAGUUGGUGCUACAGCCGCUGUGUACUCUGCUGCUAUCUUGGAGUAUCUCACUGCUGAAGUAUUGGAGCUGGCAGGGAAUGCUAGCAAGGAUCUUAAGGUCAAACGUAUUACUCCAAGGCAUUUACAGCUAGCAAUCCGUGGAGACGAAGAGCUUGAUACCCUGAUAAAAGGAACAAUUGCUGGAGGAGGAGUGAUUCCUCACAUUCACAAGUCUCUUAUCAACAAGUCUUCCAAGGAGUAGAUUACUAAUGAACAUUAGCUGUUGAUGGAAAGUUUCUGUCUUUACUAAUUGUGUAUCUGUUGCAUGCACUUGAAAAAACAGUAGGGCCUGCUAUUUAUGACUGAGUUGCUGUUGUUGAUCAUGGAUAUAAUAUUUAGUCUUUUUCUUUUAUCAGUUUAGUAUGUCUCUAUCACUGAAAGUCUCAAUUGAGGAUAAUUUAAUCUGAUGAUUUCAAUUAUGGUUAGAUCCAGUCUGUUGUUUUUGGCA
Messenger RNA from Cajanus cajan (pigeon pea), 833 nucleotides. RefSeq names its product putative histone H2A variant 3. Lineage: Eukaryota; Viridiplantae; Streptophyta; Magnoliopsida; Fabales; Fabaceae. The record is from RefSeq and is a predicted model, not a curated record. Gene Ontology annotation, cellular component: nucleosome. Gene Ontology annotation, molecular function: structural constituent of chromatin; protein heterodimerization activity; DNA binding.